This is a messenger RNA of Sclerotinia sclerotiorum 1980 UF-70, 498 nucleotides long. RefSeq lists its product as hypothetical. The record is from RefSeq and is a predicted model, not a curated record. The transcript is spliced from 4 exons. The coding region runs from base 1 to 498 and encodes 165 amino acids. Lineage: Eukaryota; Fungi; Ascomycota; Leotiomycetes; Helotiales; Sclerotiniaceae.
AUGAGCCAACGCGGAGAUGUCGACACCCAAUCAAGAUACCCAUACACUUGGCAACAGAGCUCGUAUGUAAAUGAAAUCCAUCUACUCAACUUUGACAUUGUUCUAAUUGUUUCUGGAGAUCUUCCGGCUCAAAUUGAGAACAGUCGUCGAUAUGGCGUUUUGAAAGUUACUUUGUAUGAAGGCUCCGGUAUCUCCAUGGAAUCCGCAAGCUUUCAUGGGACAACAGGACUUUUCCUAGGUGUCGUAAAAUUGCAUGCUUGGGAUGAUGAGAGCUACAAAUACGGUGGAAUAAACGUUACUGCGAUUUUGGACCAAGAAAGUUACGCUACCGUUCCAAAAUGGCUGGAUGUUCAGAAUGGGGCUGGUAAAAUCCUCAUCGGAAUUGAUUUCAAGGAGCGGAGACAUCCAAGUGUGGGAUAUAUCCAUUCCUCGGAAACUUUCGACUAUAUGGAGAUUAUUGGAGGCAGAAUGGGCUUCGCCGUGUUAAGGCCGAUGUGA